AUGGCGCCGACGCGGGGCGCCGGAGGCGGGGUGCGUCUGCCGCCGAUGAACGCGAUGGAGAUCCUGCGGGAGACGGUGCGCGUGCUGCGCGGGGACCCGCACGCGUUCAUGUCCAUCCUCUUCCUGCUGCUCUGCCCGGCGUCCGGGUGCCUCCUCCUGUCCGCGGCCGCGCUGGACGGGACCGUCGUGGUGCCGCUCGCGCGGAGGCUCCUCGUCGCCGCCGCCACGUCGGGGCUCCCGCUCACGCAUUUCGUCAGGCAGCUGGCGCACCACCUCACCGCCACUCUCGUGUCCGCCGUCGUCUCGUUACCGGCGCUUCUUACGCUCCUCCUCGCUGCCCGCGCAGCCGUGGCAUACACCGUCGCGGCCGUGUACGCCGGGAAGCCCCUCGCGGCCGGGGACAUCACCCUCCUCGCGCGCCGCGCGUGGCCGCGCCUUGCCGCCACGUACGCGCUCGGGUGCGCCACCGUCGCCGCCGGCCUCGUCGCCUUCCUCGCCCUCCUCGUCACGGCCUGCUCUACGCUCAGGGCCAUGCUCUACCCGCCCGACAUUGUCGUCUGCGCGGGCCUCUUCACUGUUCUCGCCUACUCCGUGGUGUACGCGCACACCAUCAUCAUCUGCAACCUCGGCGGCGUCAUCGCCGUUCUCGAGGAAGUGGCCGGGGUUAAUGCGCUGCGCCGGUCGGUGCAGCUGAUGCGUGGGCAGACCCACGUCGGGCUGCUCAUCUUCCUUGGGUCCACCAUUGGCCUAGCUUUCGUGGAAGGGCUGUUUGAGCACAGGGUGAAGACGCUGAGCUAUGGCGAUGGCUCAUCGCGGCUCUGGGAGGGGCCAUUGUUGGUCCUCAUGUACUCAUUCGUGAUGCUGAUUGAUUCAAUGAUGAGUGCGGUGUUCUACUUCACUUGCCGGUCAUCAAACUUGGACUUCUUGGACGAGGAGGGUGGCUCGGUUGAGGAGCUUGAGAUGAUGAGAGCUGGCAAUCUAGAUGCAAUUAGGUGA
Miscanthus lutarioriparius is the source of this 996-nucleotide messenger RNA. Lineage: Eukaryota; Viridiplantae; Streptophyta; Magnoliopsida; Poales; Poaceae. The record is from the annotation of a GenBank genome assembly.